AAACACGCCUGUCCUCCAUUGCCCAAAUCUCACAUUUGAAGGUUAAAGUCAGUCAGUGUUCAUCAUACCGCACUUCAAUCCAGCGGUAACCACUCUCCCCCCUCUUCUCUACAUUUACAGACCCAUUAAACCAGCAAAAUGUCGAUAUUUGGUGAAGUCCCACAGGCUGCUCCUGUCGCAGUGUUCAAACUGACAGCAGAUUUCCGUGAGGAUCAGGAUCAGAAGAAGGUGAAUCUGGGAGUCGGAGCCUACAGGACAGAUGAAUGUCAGCCCUGGGUUCUCCCCGUGGUGAGGAAAGUGGAGAAGAUGAUCGCUGAUGACCACAGUUUGAACCACGAGUACCUGCCCAUCCUAGGCCUGCCAGAAUUUCGUUCCAGCGCAUCUAAGAUCGCUCUUGGUGAAGACAGUCCUGCUAUUAAGGAGAACCGGGUAGGGGCUGUGCAGUGUUUAGGAGGUACUGGUGCUCUAAAGAUCGGAGCUGAAUUUCUUCGCCGCUGGUACAAUGGAACUGACAACACAAAAACUCCAGUUUAUGUGUCUGCACCAACAUGGGAAAACCACAAUGCCGUUUUCUCUAAUGCUGGGUUUGAGGACAUCCGUCCAUACAAAUACUGGGACCCAGUGAAGCGUGGACUCGAUCUGGCAGGUUUUCUGGGUGACAUGGAG
This is a messenger RNA of Danio rerio (zebrafish), 666 nucleotides long. It is a transcript of the gene got1, whose product is annotated as glutamic-oxaloacetic transaminase 1, soluble. The record is from RefSeq and is marked validated. Lineage: Eukaryota; Metazoa; Chordata; Actinopteri; Cypriniformes; Danionidae. Gene Ontology annotation, biological process: amino acid metabolic process. Gene Ontology annotation, molecular function: L-cysteine:2-oxoglutarate transaminase activity; L-aspartate:2-oxoglutarate transaminase activity; transaminase activity. Gene Ontology annotation, cellular component: cytoplasm.